Lathyrus oleraceus (garden pea) is the source of this 1998-nucleotide messenger RNA. RefSeq names its product protein DETOXIFICATION 49. NCBI's taxonomy places the organism in Eukaryota, Viridiplantae, Streptophyta, Magnoliopsida, Fabales, Fabaceae. Gene Ontology annotation, cellular component: membrane. Gene Ontology annotation, molecular function: antiporter activity; xenobiotic transmembrane transporter activity. The transcript has a single exon. The record is from RefSeq and is a predicted model, not a curated record. Gene Ontology annotation, biological process: xenobiotic detoxification by transmembrane export across the plasma membrane. Bases 169 to 1776 code for a protein of 535 amino acids.
GUUAUAGCCUCUCCAAAAGUGCCUAAGGACACUAGUACUCAUUCAAAUGCUAUAAAAUGCAACACACAACCAUUUGUAAAAACCCUCUCUACUAUAUUCUCCUUGACUCUUUCUCUUUUACACCUUUCAAAUCUUCUCCAAACCAUUCCAUUUCUUGAUAGAGAAACUAUGUAUCAUCAAACUUCUAACCUCAAUUCAAAUCCUGAAUAUCUACUAGUUUCAAUCAAAGACACAAAAGAACCAAACAUCAACAACAUGAUGACCGAUCCACUUAUCCAAAAAAACACAAACAUAGAGAAUCCAUUUCCAUCUAUACAAAUCCAAAAAACCCAUCUUAGAGCUACCUUCAAAGAAGUUAUUUCUAUAUCCAAAAUUGCUUUUCCCAUGAUCUUCACCGGUCUCUUACUAUAUUGUCGUUCAAUGAUCUCCAUGCUCUUUCUAGGCCACCUCGGCGAACUCGCCUUAGCAGGCGGUUCGUUAGCGGUCGGCUUUGCUAACAUUACCGGUUACUCGAUCCUCUCCGGCCUCGCCGUUGGAAUGGAACCUAUCUGUGGACAAGCCUUUGGUGCCAAAAGGUUCACUCUUCUUGGUCUAUGCUUACAAAAAACCAUUCUCUUGUUACUCUUAACCUCUAUCCCCAUUUCAAUACUUUGGCUUUACACAAAACAUAUCCUUCUUUUAUGCGGCCAAGAAGAAUCUAUAGCAACACAAGCUCAAUCAUAUCUUCUAUAUUCCAUUCCCGAUCUCUUAGCACAAUCUUUCUUACACCCUUUAAGAAUCUACCUUAGAAGCCAAUCCAUUACUCUACCUCUAACCCUUUGUGCUACUCUAGCAAUUUUUCUUCACAUUCCUAUAAACUACUUUCUUGUUUCUCACCUCAACAUGGGAAUCAAAGGUGUUGCCUUAAGUGGGGUAUGGACAAAUUUCAACCUUGUUGCUUCUUUGAUUCUCUACAUAGUUUUCUCUGGCACACACAAGAAAACAUGGGGUGGUUUCUCAUCACAAUGUUUCAAACAAUGGAAAUCACUUCUCAAUCUAGCUAUACCAAGUUGUCUUUCGGUUUGUCUCGAAUGGUGGUGGUACGAAAUCAUGAUUUUGUUAUGUGGUUUGUUGAUAAAUCCAAGAGCAACCGUUGCUUCUAUGGGAAUCUUGAUUCAAACCACUUCAUUACUUUACAUUUUCCCAUCAUCAAUAAGUUUUAGUGUCUCCACUAGAGUUGGUAACAAACUAGGAGCUCAAAAGCCAUCGAAAGCGAAACUUUCCGCCAUAGUAGGACUGUCAUGUAGCUUCAUUCUAGGACUAUUUGCUUUGGUGUUUUCCACAAUGGUUAGAAACAUUUGGGCUAGCAUGUUCACUCAAGACAAAGAGAUCAUCAAAAUCACAUCUUUGGUUUUACCCUUAAUAGGGCUAUGUGAGCUUGGAAAUUGUCCUCAAACAACAGGCUGUGGGGUGCUAAGAGGAACAGCAAGACCUAAAGUAGGUGCAAAUAUCAAUUUUGGUUCUUUUUACAUUGUUGGAAUGCCUGUGGCAAUUUGGUUAGCUUUUUAUGUUGGGUUUGAUUUUCAAGGACUGUGGCUUGGGUUGCUUGUGGCUCAAGGUACAUGUGCUGUGACUAUGUUGGUGGUUUUGAGUCAAACGGAUUGGGAUUGUGAAGCACUAAGAGCUAAGAAAUUAACUGGAUUAGGAUCAGCAAGUGAUGUUAAUGUUGUUGAUGACAGCAAAGAAGUUGAAGCUGAGAAGUUACUUAAAGCUGAAAUUAAGGAAGAUUCUUCUUAAUCAUUAGCUGACUCGGAUUAUUAAGAUAAUUAAUCAAGGGUCUAACUUUGAUUAACACGUUUUUUUUGUAACAAAAAAAACAAGAAUUGUUUUUUAUUAGGAAUUUUUCUUUGUUGUAAGAGGAACAGAGGUAGAGAGAGAGAGAGAAAUAGGAUGACAUUUUCUAUUUUUGUAUAACUUUAGAUCAAAAGUGUGGAAUGUGGAUGAAAGAAUUUUUAACUA